Molecule: messenger RNA, 3379 nt
Organism: Chilo suppressalis (striped riceborer)
Lineage: Eukaryota; Metazoa; Arthropoda; Insecta; Lepidoptera; Crambidae
Source: the annotation of a GenBank genome assembly
CUUCCAUUCCGUGACAUGACCGUGAUCGUAUUUUUCAGCACAGAUUACUAAUAAUAAUAUGUCUACUUUGUGUCUUUUGAUUCAUUAAAUGUUUUACUAAAUUGUCAGUUUAUUUAAUUAUGAAAUCGUACCUAAAUAAAUUUCAGAUAUUAUUAUAAAGAAUUUAUGCUAAUAAUGCUGUGCAAGUGUAAAAUAAAGUGUCGAAAUUUAAAUCAAAUAUGGUGACCUUGAUUGUAGCAGCUGUCAACAUAACCAAUUUUCGAGUGCUCAGAAAAACGAUAUAAACAUUGUUUAUUCGGGAAUAACCAUCAUGAGGACUGUUGAUGCUCAUCUUCUUGACGGGAAGAUUGAGGAGACUGUCACCCACUACAUAACAUCACAUCAUGCUGGCGAGGCCGCGCAUGUUGAUACCAACGGGCUCACUCUUAAUGUGCAAGACGAUGGAGGAGGCAGGGUAGUGACUGUGAUGCACCCUCAUAACUUCACGCCAAACAUGUGCAGGCAAGUGACAGUCGGAGAUCAAGUAGGUGAUGGGCCAUGGAAUGAAGAGUUACUGGAUACAGAUGGGCGUAUUGCAGCACUGGUGGCCCACCUCGCCCAGCACUCCAGGACUUCACACCAACAGCACCCACAGCAUAUGAAGGUGACUUCUGUAAGGGGAGAUGUUGAUACGUCUGUGAUUUUGGAUGCACCUAUGAGACUGUUCAAUGGGCAAACUUUGGAACAGCCUCCCGACAGUGGUUUGGUAGAAGAGGUGGGACAAUUACCUCCCCUACCACCGUUGCAGGAGAUGAAGCGAUGCCAGGGUGACUGGUUCAACAACAACACUAAGACUAUACUCAAGGAUGACGCCCAAAUAUUAACGGAUUCGGACGGGCCGGUAUUGGAGCUGAGCGCAGGCGCCUCCCCUGCUCAGAGCAAGCAGAGCAAGAAGAGUCUACCUCACAAGAAGAGGAUAUCGAGGAAGCUGAAGAGGAACACGGGGAAUAGCACUCCUCAGCAGGGUAUAGUGGUGAUCAACUGCUCUGAGGAAGUGCAACAAGAAGAGAUAUUACCAGAUAACUUUGUUGCUGCCGUGCAGCAUCAACAACAUUUACCUGAUGAGAAUCAUCAUAUAACGCACGAGGUGCGGCCGAUCUACAUCUGUCAACUGUGCGGCGAGUUUUACGGCGACGAACAACUGAAGUUCUACCACCACCUCAAACAACACUACGAACCUCACAACACUAUUAUCAUAGAGAACCCGGUCACCGAUCUAAAUAUAGACAAGAUGGCCAGUACUUGUAUAGUAGACAACGUGGCGACCUUACCAGACUCUAUAGUAGAAUUAUCCCUAGAGAACACAGUGCCAAAGACAAUGUACCAGCCCAUAGACAAACAUAUCCUGUACACCUCCAGCGAAAAGACACUCAAUUACGCCAACAAUAAGGUGCAAUAUUCCAUGGCGAGUAUAGAGAAAGAGGCUGUGCCGAAUCCAGAGGCGGACAAAGGUGAUCUGUACGAGACUUUGGAAAAACUAGAACUAUAUAGUUGUGUGAAGUGUAAUAAGUCAUUUAGGAAACAAAAACAGUGCGAGAUGCAUAUCAAAGAAGUACACGGGAAUGCUAAGCUAGAAGACAUAAACGAGUUCAGCGAGCCGGAAGACCUGAUGGAAGGCAUCCACGUGGCGGUGGAAGAUGGCGGUGAACACUACGAGCAACCUUUACUGCCUCAUCUUACUGUAGACAGUGGCCAUGUUCAUCAGGACCACGUGAGGCAUUGGUACAUGCGCAACGGUAAUAGCGCCGCGUGCCCCGGCGGUGGGGCAUGCGGGGCUGGUGGGGCGUGCGGGUCGGGCGGCGCCUACUGCCCCGUGUGCCCGCCGCGACCCACUGAACCUCCGCUCAAGGAGGAAGUCCUCCAGAGGAUAUUCGAGACGGAAGUCUCGAAUGGCGAGACCAACUUCUCUGAAAACAUAAUUCCGGAUAACCCGGAGGUGCCGGAACAACCGCCUUCACCGCCGGAAAAGAAGCCAGUGAUUGAGAAGAAACCCAAGCGGUUCGAGUGCCAGCAUUGUUCUAGAGUGUUCCAGCAUAGAAAUAGUCUGAUGUACCACGUGCUGUCUCAUAGUGAUAAACAACAGAAGUGUCAGUGCGGAAAGAGCUUCUACACUGUAGCAGCUUUGAAGGUUCACAAACGCGUGCACAACGACGACAGGCCUUGCAAGUGCGACGAGUGCGGCCGACGAUUCCGUCAGUGGAGCGACCUCAAGUACCACAAGAGCUCCAUACAUUCCACACAGAAACAUUUCAAGUGCGACUUUUGCGGUAAACAAUUCGCCCGCAAAUACUCGCUGAACCUCCAUCGUAAGAUUCAUACUGGCGAGCGCGACUACAAGUGCGAAUACUGUGAUAAAAGCUUCAGAGCUUCUUCAUACAGACUCAGCCAUAUGAGGACGCAUACAGGCGACCGUCCAUACAAAUGCAACGAAUGCGAGAAAUGCUUCCGCGCCGCCGGCGAUCUACGCCGACACGCUUUAACUCACGACAAACUACGAAACCGCCUCGACGAGGCGAAGUCCCGCUCGCAAUCCCGUCGCCACCCCCCCGCGCCCCCUCCGAGACCCCCCACGCCCCCUCCCAGACCCCCCCUCCUCCGUAAAACCGCCCCCAAAAUCACCCCGCCCCCCAAAAAGCCCCCCAAACCCAAAAAGAACGCGCUAAAGAAAUCCUCCGCGCCAAACGUCACCGUAUCUCAGUCAGACUUCAAACUAACCGGUUACGAGACCUCCGAAAGCCCGACUGAAGUCUUCGACACGCGACAAGUGGACUACAAAUUCAAAGAGGUUUACAACGACGAAGCCGAUUACUCCAAAAUGAAAGAUUAUGACGCACAACCGUACAAAGAUGGCGAGAGGCUGAGCGACAAACCCAGAAAGAACGCGCUGAGGAAAGCUUCCGCGCCAAACGUCACCGUGACGCGGUCAGACUUCAAACUGACCGGUUACGAGACCUCCGAAAGCCCGACGGAAGUUUUCGACACGCGACAAGUCGAAUACAAGUUCAAAGAAGUUUACAGCGACGAAAGCGAUUACUCCAAAGUGAAAGAUUAUGACGCGCAACCGUACAAAGAUAGCGAGAGAGUGAGCGAGAGGGAGUUAACCGUAUUCCGGGGCCAGUUGUGCGAAAGAGACAACACGGACGGCAAGUUACAAGUCUUCACUCACAUAGAGAAGACUAAAGAUUACGCAGGGCCUAUAGUUACAAAUCCUGUGUCUUUGGGUGAUAUGAGACAUUUGGAUAGGGACGUAAGAGAUACCCGGGUAGACGGAAUGCAAGGAGAGACGAUAGAGAAUGCGUUUUUUGAAAGACUGACGGCGCUGUAUAAUAUACCCACCUGA